AUGUAUCCCUGGGUGGUGCUAUUUCGUACAUGCACUCUCACUUGUGGUGUCCCUCAAGGAUCAGUCCUUGGCCCCACCCUCUUCACGCUAAACAUGUUCCCCCUUGUUCGUGUCAUCAGCCGGCAUGGAAUAUCUUUCCACUGCUACGCUGAUGACACUGAACUCUACGUAAAAACGAACCCAACCCCUCUCCAGCCCUAUCCACACUUUCCACCUGCCUGGAGGCGAUAAAGUUGAGGAUGGCGGCUAACAUCCUGCAGCACAAUGGCUCAAAAACGGAAGCCAUUCUUGUUGGCACUCCACACGAGACCCGGUCAUCCACUAUCACCAGCAUCAGCUUCUCCGGCCACGACAUCCACCACUCAUCCUUAGUCACUAACUUCAGUGUCAGAAUGGACCGUCACCUGACCUUUGAGACCCACAUUCAACAUCUUUGCAAAACCUCCUCCUUCCACCUCAGGAACAUUGCAAAACUCCGCCCCAUACUCACUCUCCCCGAUUCUGAAAAACUUGUCCACGCCUUUGUCUCCUCCAGGCUGGACUACUGCAACACACUCCUCAUCAGGAUCCCCAGCAAGAACAUCCAGCGGCUGCAGUACAUCCAGAAUUGUGCUGCCAGGAUCCUGAUGGGGGUGCGGAAGUACCGCCACAUCACACCCAUCCUCAACCCCUCCACUGGCUUCCUGUCCAGUACAGGAUUGAAUUCAAGAUUUUCCUGCUGUCCCACCAGUGCCUCCAUGGCACUGCCCCCCUAUACCUCAAAGAACUCAUCACCCCCCAUUCCUCCUCACGCCAUCUCCGCUCUGGACAGGCCAACAUCCUCCAGCUUCCGAGGACAACGCUCCGAAUUAUGGGCGAUCGCGCCUUCUGCUCAGCUGCACCCACUGUGCGACUGUGGAUUCUUUUAAAGGUCCCAUAACAUGAAAAUCUCACUUUAUUUUCCAAUAGCUAAAACUUGCGUUUGGUGUAAAACGAGCACUAGCUGUUCUGCUCGCCUUUGAAAAAACGGAGGCUCAAGUGCGCUGAUUUGGAAUGUCUGUAUUCAUGACGUCAUCAGGAAUCUCAGCUCCUCCCCUUACUCUGCCUGGCCCGCCCAGAGACGUUGGCCCGCCAAUGAGACUCGACCAUGCGAGCGCCACGUGUGUGUGUGUGUGUGUGUGUGUGUGUGUGUGUGUGUGUGAGAAUACACACACUGUAACGCAAGUGUUUCUUGUCGGUUCUUUGACGUGUCUUGUAUUUCCACAACGAGACUGUUGUGGGGGUUAUCUGAGCCAUGGUUGAGAAGGAAUUGGGGGAAAGGAACUUUGGCUUUGACUGGCUGAAGUACAUGAACUGCGACAUGCCGCCGGUUGCCGCGAGGCACCAUCGCCCGGCAGCGUUGAUGUGAAAGUGGAAGAACCAGAGACGUCGCAGAACCCGACAAAGUCGUUUGUGAUUCAUUAUAUCGUCUGGAGGCGCACACAGCUUUUGGCCGUGAUAAUAUGUAUUAAAUGAUAUAGAUUUCUAUGUAUUAUAUGAUAUUAUAGAGCUCCAGGACUGUAACGCAAGUGUUGUACACUUCCUUGUUAUUUGGAUAACCGUUCUGUCGGACUCUCGUCUCUGGUAUUUCUACAACGAGACUCGUAUUGGGGGUUAUCUCAGCCAAGGUUGAGAAUGAAUUGGGGGGAAGGAACUUUGGCCUUGACUCCCUCAAGAACAUGAACCACGACAUGGAGGAGAAAGGGAU
Molecule: messenger RNA, 1726 nt
Organism: Gadus chalcogrammus (walleye pollock)
Lineage: Eukaryota; Metazoa; Chordata; Actinopteri; Gadiformes; Gadidae
Exons: 2
Coding region: 240-908 (222 amino acids)
Source: RefSeq, a predicted model, not a curated record